CUUUUUCUCCAGAGGAAGAAACUAAUGUAAAUGCAGAUGACCAUGCAGAAUGCAGUUCAGGUGUGGUUUGGAGAUGACCUUCCCUUAAGUCCCCGAAGUCCCUUGACUCCCAGACAUGGGCCAGGUUUGGCAGAUGUGUGCCUGUAUGACCAAUGGAUAUCGGUGCGGCAUGAAGCAACUUUGGUGCCUAUGCAAGAAGAUCUGUCAAUCUGGCUGUCUGGCUUGCUGGGAAUAGAAAUCAAAGCAGAACAACUGCUUGAAGAACUUGAUAAUGGGGUACUGCUCUGCCAGUUGGUUGGUGUUCUUCAAAACACAAUUAAAAAAUGUUGUAGCUCAAAUAACUUAAGGAAUUUUCCUAUGAGAAAAGUUCCAUGUAAGAAGGAUGCUGCAUCAGGAUCUUUUUUUGCCAGAGAUAAUACAGCCAACUUUCUUAACUGGUGUAGGGCCAUUGGAGUUGAUGAAACUUACCUCUUUGAAUCUGAAGGUUUAGUUUUGCACAAGGAUCCAAGACAAGUGUAUCUUUGUCUGUUGGAAAUUGGACGCAUUGUAUCUGGGUAUGGAGUUGAACCUCCUGUACUGGUAAAACUAGAGAAGGAAAUUGAGCUAGAAGAAACACUACUGAUGACCUCUGGACCGCCGUCACCUGUUAGCACAGCCAAGUCAUGUUGUCACCAUGGGGAGCUACAUGAGGCAGUUAAACAUAUAGCAGAAGAUCCUCCCUGUAGUUGUUCCCAUCGAUUUUCGAUUGAAUACUUAUCAGAGGGACGUUAUAGACUGGGAGAUAAAAUACUCUUCAUACGAAUGCUACAUGGCAAACACGUGAUGGUACGUGUUGGUGGAGGCUGGGACACUCUUCAAGGUUUUCUGCUCAAGUACGAUCCAUGCCGAGUGCUUCAGUUUGCAACUCUGGAACAAAAAAUCCUGGCGUUUCAGAAAGGGGUCACCAGUGACAGUGUCCCCAGUUCAACAGCCAGAAUUCAGGAACCUCCCAUCAUGAAUCCGAUGUCAGCUGUCAAUAUGUUUCAAAAGCAGCCAUCAAAACCCCCUACUCCUGUUUCAGCUGUAAAGGCUGUCCAUGCUGCCAGUGCCAAGAAGGUUGUAUCUACACGUCCUCAGUCCCCUGCCCUGGCGUCACCGAAAGUGCCAGCACACCCCUCCUCUGCAGCCAAGUCAGUCAGGUCCAAAUUACAAGGGUGUUCAGGGACAGGUGUGCAGUCUCCUUUCAAACCAGUAGCUGGCACCUCAAAGAAACUGGAGCCUCGUUCACACAACUCGCCAGCUCCUUCUCAGCCUGUAAGCAAGAGCUCUUCAUCUGCAGGAGCCCGAACAGCUCUUGUGCACUCCGAAACGUUGCGCAAACGUAUUCUGUCCCCCGAUGCUCCCGAGGCAAAAUUUGCCCUGGCUCAGGGCUCCCCCGCACCAGUGCUGCGUCCUGCCCCAUCAUCCUCUAAAAAACAGCCAUCUCACUUGCCUGGCACAGCUAAAACCAUGGCCUCAAAACAGAAGCAUGUCGCUGCUAAAUGCAAACCUGUAUCUGUCACUAAAACCAAAACGAGUUCAGUUGCUCCGAGGGCUGCUCGGGCGCCUGUUACAAAUCUGCAGGCUGUUGCCAAGUUUGCACAUUCUCAGCAGCUCCUUGCAAAACUUCCUUCUGAAAAUACUAUUGAGGCCUCAGGAACUGGGUCUCAGCAUCAUCGAAAAGCUCCACAAACAGCUGACCUGGCAAGGAACCUGAAAAGUGCUCCAGUCCUUAAACACUCAGCUUCUGCUCCUUCUCUUGCAGUUAGCAAAACAUCAAAGUCACCACCUAUGCUGGUAUCUAUGAGCAAAAACCUAUCAACUGUCAGUAAGCAGCCAAAUGUCAGUAAAUCUCCUCAGGUUGGACCCGCUUCAUCCAAACCUCCUGAACGCACUCCCUUAUCUGUUGUACGGCUUCCUCAAACUUCAGCCAAAGCAACAGUGACCAAAAAGCCAGUACAGCCUUCCACAAAAAGUCAGCCUUCAACCAAAAGCUUGCAAUCAAACGAAAGCUUGGCCCCGGCAGCCAAGAAGCCUCUCCCUAAGGGAAAACUGGCAGUGACAUGUAACAAAGGGAUGCCUGGGGUAUCAAAAGGUCCUCUUAUGAAGAGCAGGCAAGAUGAUCACUAUUUUGUUAUGACAGGGAGUAAAAAACCCAGAAAGUAAACUUAUUUGUUACUUUCUGUGGAAGUCUUCUUUAUUUUUGUUCAAUUGAGUGUCUAAGUAUCUGCUAUGCUGAGGACAAGGAAAAAAAGUUAACACUACAUUUACCAUGAAAUAUUAAGUGUAACAUACUUUUUGCUGCAUAACUUACAGUAAAAACUGUAUUUAUUUUGCAGUUUAUUUUGAUAUAUUUAGAAGUGAGCUUGCUGCUUGGUUGCUGUGCAGCACAGUGGAAUAGAGAACAUCCCUGUUUGCUGCUAGCCUGACCUGCUGCGUGAAAGGCAGGAGAGAGGAAAGUGGAGCUAAGGCUGCUGCUUUUGCUGCUGAUUUUUAAGGGAGUGAAGUCUGCCUGAGAAAUGUCUGCCCAGGGCAGAGCCUGGGCGAUUCAGGUGGUUCUGGAUUGAGGCCUGUGGCAAGCGAUAGAGCUCUGUACAAGCUGUAAAAGUGCUAAUACCUCAAACAAAACUGUUUCUUAGCUCAUCAGUGUCCCAGAACUCAAACUGGAGUAAUUUACAUAUAUUAGAAAGAAAAGCAAACCUCUAGUCGUGUUUAGAUUUGACAGCUGCCACUGUCAGUGUUUACUGUGCCCCCCCAUAUGCCUUAAAGCGGCUUCAGCUUGUUGGAAGUGGAGCCACAUUGUUUUGUGUUAAGUCGGACAUGGAAAAUCAUGGCCUCGAUUGCUCGCUCUCCUUGUGCCUUAGCCUCUCAAGUGCAUGACAGAUCUCUUCAGUGAACAAUGCCACUUUUAAAACCCUGGGCAGAUGACCUUGCUUAUUUCAUGUUCAAAACUGACUAUAAGUGAGCCCAGUAUUUUCUAGAAAGCUCUUGCUGCAUGGAGAGAAGUGCCUGAGUUGCUGGGAGGAUGCUUUGCCCUUGGAUGGAACUCUAGGGCAGCUCCUGCUCCAGGGACACAGAACUGCGAGUACUGGCCUGCACUGGCAGAGCCUUACUGCUCUUCAGGAGUGGCCUUUACAUGUAAAACUUAAUUACUAAAUACUUGUGGUGAUACAGCUUAAUUUUUGUCUGUAGUUUUAGUCUGCAGUGGCUUUUUUUAUUUCUGGAGGCCUCCUUACUGGCUCUCCUGUACUGCUUUCCCAAAGAGGUAAUGAGGGACAUCUUAAGAGUGCCAGAAAGCUAUGCACUAUUUAUGCUCAAUUCCUGAAGGCUUUCAGUGGGUUAAACAUCUGUGGUGCCCAACACCUUUACCCUUAAGGGAAGUGAGUUUCACGCAGAUUAAUAAAAACUACUGCUUUUGGGAGUAGAACUGUUUAGGAUAUUUUGGGUUUAAUCAACAGUUUUUCUUACAAACACCAAGGAGCUCUGAAGAUCUGUGAAGAGAAAGUACAGACUUCCACAGACUAUCACUACUUCCCUCCAUUCCUUUGGUAUUUACUUAUGGGCAGGAGAAGGUUUUGCGUGGAAACUACAGUUUCUAAUUUUUUAUAUAUAUAUAAUUAUUUUUUUCUCUGUGGAACUAUAGUAAGCAUCAUAAACUAAUCAUGAGUUCUGAUGUGCAGUGGCAAAGUCACUGAGCUGCCUUUCUGAGCACCUUUGUUAGCUUUUUUUUUAAUUUAUGAUUCUAUUUAUGCAUAUCUACUGUACAAUACUGCUUACAACCUGCUGGGAGUAAACAGUAAAUAACCAAACUGUAGAAAGAAAACAGUUCACUUUUAAUAACAUGGACAAAAGUUCCACAAGCUCACAUACAGAGUUGUAUGUUUGGGCAAAGCUUAGGCUUACUUGUUUUACAAAUACACUGGUCAAAGCCACUACUGCCAAUGUUAAGAGCAGUACUGAGUGUAGGAGACUGCUUUCAGGUUUGAUAAAUUUGGCACAUAGUUUCAUAUGCUGAAAGCAUUUUACAUUAGAUGAGCUGCUUUUCAUUUUGGGCUUCCAAACAGUGAGCUGUGAUGUGAUAUAGCACAUGCAGAUUAAAAGCUAAAUUAUUGGGGUUUCUUUCUGUACUGUCAGGCUGACAUGGAGUCAACUUUCUUCAUAGCAGCCCAUAUGGUGCUAUGUUUCGGAUUUUUGGCUAAAACAGUAUUGAUAAAAAUGUUUUGGUAACUGUUGAACAGGCCUUGCAUGGGGCCAAGGCUUUUUCUUUUUCCCACUCUGCCCCCACAGUGAGUAGGUUGCAGUCAGCAGGAGACUGGGAUGGGACAUGGCUGGAACAGUUAACCUAAACUGGCUAAAGGGCUAUUCCAUACCAGGUAAUAUCAUGUUCGCUGAUAAAAACUAGGGAAGAGCAAGAAGGAGGGGUGUGUGUGGAGGUGGAUUCAAAGCUGGCCAUUGCAGAGUGGCCUAUGGGAGGCAGUGAGUGAUUGCCUUUGCAUCACCUGGUGGUUUGGGUUUUUCCCCCUCUUUCCUUCACUUAUUAAACUGUCCUUAUCUCAACUUGCAAGUUCUCUUGCUUUUGCUGCUUAUCCUGCUGGGAAUGGAGGGGACAGAGAGCAAGUGAGCAUCUGUGUGUGUGCUUGGCUGCUGGCUGGGAUCAACCCUCAACAUCUUUUGAAUCGUUUACAAGUUUUUAUAGUAGUAAUUUAAAC
Molecule: messenger RNA, 4727 nt
Organism: Apus apus (common swift)
Lineage: Eukaryota; Metazoa; Chordata; Aves; Apodiformes; Apodidae
Gene: GAS2L3
Product: growth arrest specific 2 like 3
Exons: 8
Coding region: 31-2184 (717 amino acids)
Biological process (GO): actin crosslink formation
Cellular component (GO): actin filament
Molecular function (GO): actin filament binding; microtubule binding; cytoskeletal adaptor activity
Source: RefSeq, a predicted model, not a curated record